Molecule: messenger RNA, 1638 nt
Organism: Moneuplotes crassus
Lineage: Eukaryota; Ciliophora; Spirotrichea; Euplotida; Euplotidae
Source: the annotation of a GenBank genome assembly
AUAAAAUGGAGAAGCUUAAAAAAUCGAAAGUGGGUCCAAACGGCUCAAAUCCUAAAAUUCUAAAGAAUCCUACAUCCCCUGGAUCACCUUCAAAACUUCCUCCUGCCAAUCUUAGAUCUCCAGGACACCAAAGAACCACAAGUUUACCCACAAACCUCAAACCACACAAAUCUCAUAAGCACAUCGAAGACUUCAAUUAACAACCUAUUCAUAUACGAUCUGCCAGGUACUAAAUGAUUUGUAAAGCCAAACAAGAAGACGAAUGUGCCUAUUAACCAAAUGUUCACCGGCCAGAGGAAUCCUACCGAUGCCAAGACGAGUCUUAGAAAUCUCUUUUACAUCAAGGAUAUCAAGAAGGAGCAUGAAUACAUUGAUAUUGCCUCUAGCAAGGAGGUACUAUACUCUUGGCAGACCAAAGGUCUUAAGAAUUACGGCAGCGAUCAAAACUUUACCCUCAAACAAUACAGAGCCCUAGUAAAGCAAGAGAAGGAAGAUUUUUAUAAUUACCUGUUUAAGACAAAGAAACAGUCUCAAAUUUUCGCAAAUGACGAGACGAAGGCUGAGGAAUAUUUCAAUAAAUAAACAAGAUAGGUUGGUCCGGAAUCAAUCUCAAAAUACUCCAAAGAAGCUUGUGACUUCCAGAGAGACUGAUGUGGCCAAGAACCUUCAGGCUUUGGAGACUGCUCGGCUGGAAAAGAACAAGAUGCUUGAACAAAAGUUCAAACACAAAGAACAGCACAUUAAGACUAAAAGGAAUAAAUAGAAAGUUCCAGACGGUUAUUCAUAAGGAAAGUUUAAACAAGCGGAUUCUCAGAGCUAAAAUUUUAAAAAUCUUACAAGCAAAUUUCGGAAUUGACCUGUUCGAUAAGACUCAGAAAUUCAACAAGAACAUUCAGCCUGGGACAGCAAAGUUCAACCUGAAAUAAGCUGAAGAAUAAUGAGCUAGGGGGGAAGUCUAAGACCUGUCAUUCCAAAUGUAAGAGAUCUCAAGAAGAGGAGGAACAAAACUUCAACCAAGAUAUUCUUGAUCAAAUCAAGCAAUAUCUAGUCGAAAACCUGACUGAUGAAGAGAUUCACACAGAUAUUGACUUACUCAGGAAGAUCUUCAGUGACGAACAGAACAUUUACGCGACUUUUGACCUUGACGAAGAAGACACUGGCAUCAAGGAUAGAUACUACAAAAAGAUCAACACCUUGAAGCAAGAGGAGAUUAAGAAGAAAAAGAAGCAGGUCAAGAACAAGUUCAAGCACUUGAAGGUUGAUAACUCGAGAAGGCUGUACGAUAAAGUUCCUCGAAGGAACAUUCCUAACACCCAGAGCUACAUUCAGCUCGUGUCAGCUAGGAAUCAGCUGACUUCUCUGAAGUCAGCUGAUUACAAGUGGGGUGAGGAGAACAUACGAGAGGAUUUGAGGGAUAUUCAGCUAGAAAAAUUAACCCUCAAGCAGAAAUAACGCAGAGAAUUUCCAAGCUGAAAAAGACAGGAAAAGAAAGGAAAACGCUACUGUUCUACGACAGAAACGAAAUGAGUAUAAGAAGAGAGUCCAGAGUGUCCAGAAGCAAGCUAAGCAAGAAGCCCAACUUGAAAAGUAUUGGAAGAAGCUAUAUUCAAAUUAUCAAUCUUAAGAUACUUAGCUGGG